Messenger RNA from Chara braunii, 3352 nucleotides. The record is from the annotation of a GenBank genome assembly. NCBI's taxonomy places the organism in Eukaryota, Viridiplantae, Streptophyta, Charophyceae, Charales, Characeae.
CCAGUACUCCCUUUAGGGGGAAAAAGUUUCCUUGGGAUGGGAUUGGGGACCGGAAUCAUUCUGUCAUUUUGGCUGUAGGGAGAAUCAAGCAAUGAUUGGGCUUGUGCGUGAGGUUGGCAGAGAGGCGUGUUGAUCUGCCGACGUGUGCAUGAAGUCCAUACGUCGAUCUGACGAAGAGCGUCGACGUGGCUGGUGUACACGUGGCCUAUUCCGUGUGACAGGGUUGGUUUUGAAGGGCAGGGCAGUUUGCGCCAGCCGACCUGGACGGCAAUGGCAGGAGCUGAUUGGGACCUCGGACUCGGAGAUCGAGGGCCGUGGAAGGCAGAUUCGCAUCAGAGCAACCGCCGAUGCGUCUGACGUCAUUGUGAAGAAGUAGAUCUCACCCUGACCCUUGUGUGUGUGGUGGGGUUGAACUGGUGAUGGGCAAUUAGCCAUUCCAUCAAGUCAUCAAGAAGAAGUGCCCCCCGAUGAGCGCCAAUUGGGGUACAGCUGGACAGCAUGUGGCAACCCACCACCCAUUCGGGCAUCCAGUUGAUUAAUUACCCGUCUAUGGGAACGACGACGUGCACCCUUCCUCAGGGCAUACUCACAUCAGGAGUUCUUACUUAUUUCUGGACGUAAUUGGGGUCACAUUCAUCCAUGUCGGGCCGUGAAUACGGUGAGAUGCAUUCAAAGUAGUGCUAGUGUGAGUACGCCCUCACUCUCUAUCGUUCCCGCGUUCUCGCUCAUCUUUUUGACACGUGUUCAUUCCUCUCGUUAGUGAAGUAGUGAAUAAGCAAUCACACGGCGCGCAGUUGUUGUGGCAUUUGCGGUCGCGUAUCCCCCUCUGCAGGAAAUGCAUGCGAAUAUUUUUCCUUGUUAUUUUUUUCUUUCUUUUUAAAGACGUUGGGUCGUAGACACACGAGGGGAGGGGGUAGAAAAGCACAACUCCCGCACACAUCGGGUAGAGGACCAGAUAGAAUUGACUGCAUUGUCUCACAGGGGGCCGUGUCGUCGGCGCACCUCGGUGGACCUCUCUUUCUCUAGCGUAAUCUGUCGCCGGCCGGCUGGAACUGAUUGGCGGCAAUGGCAUGCGCGGGGGUUAAUGUCAUGUUGUCGCACGUGGCGCGCGGUGCGACUGUUGGGCUGCUAGGCUUAGAAGAUCCGGCGGGGCAUGCGGCAGGAGGGUGGUGUGGUCACACACGUGGCAACGGCGGCGGGAUCGGGACGGCACGGUGCAUUCAGCGACAGGGGACGGCAUCUAUGGCGGCGGCUUUGCCGCACAAGGUGACGUGGUCGCUCAGUAAUGUCGCACUGUCUCGUCGCAAGGAAUGGUUGUCAUCGGGUGGAGGGGAGUUGAGCACAAGGAGCAAGGAGAUUGGAGCGCCGCCAUCCCAGUGGUUUUCCGCAGCAGUCGGCGGGUACGAUGCGGAGCUGCAGCUGCAGCUGCAGCGCCGGGGAUUGCCUCGGGAAGGUCGACAGAUAGGCUGCGCAUUUUCCGCAUUUUUCCUCGGGGAGACGAUGAGGAGGGGGGAAGAGAUUGCUGCCAUCGAGGGACGAAGGAGACGAUACUAUCCGUCUUAUUUUCUUGGUCAUUGUAUUUCCGACAUAGGUUCAAGGAGGGGGGGGAAGCGGAGCGUCAGCAGCAGGCCAGGGAAUAGUAAUAAGGGAGAGACAGAAGCAAGAGCAGCAGCAGCAGCAGCAGCAGCAGGAGCAGGAGGGGGAGGGGGAGGGGGAGGGGGAGGCGGAGAGGGAGCAACGAUUGACACUGACGGGCCGUCGGUGUCGGCUUCUGGUAAGGCGAAGAAGGCAUUGGCUUCGACGUCGCCGCCGCCGCCACUUCCGCCUCCGUCUCAGCCGGCCGCGGACGCGCCAGGCGAUAAUAAUAGUGAGACGGCGCGCCCAUCGCGGACGAACUCCUCUGCCUCCUCAUCAUCCACGUUUUCUUCGUCAUCGCAGUCUUCGGCUUCGUUGUCGGCAAUAUCCGAGGCAAAGACGGGCGCGACUUCGUCGUCGCAAGGUGUGGCUAUGUCGGCAAGGUCCAUACCUCCAUCCCCAUCAUCGUUCCCACCAAAACCGCCAUCGCCGUCAUCGUCGUCGUCCUCCCCCUCCUCCCCCUCCCCCUCCGGCGGGCUCAACGCGAUACCAAUGAGUUCGGCAAAUCUUGUGGGAACGCGGACCGGUCUGUUCCGCGCGCCCAUCUCCGGUGGCGUUCAGAGUGCCACGUCAGCACACGGCCUCCCUUCUCCCGCCUUAGCCGUUCGUAAUCUGAUCGAGCAAGCCAAGUACGCCCACCUCUGCACAGUAAUGUCACGCAUGCAUCAUCGCCGCCGCGGCUAUCCCUUCGGCUCCCUCGUCGACUUCGCCUGCGACGCAACUGGGCACCCUAUCUUCUGUCUCUCUCCGCUCGCCAUCCAUACGCGCAAUCUCCUCUCAGACCCCCGCUCCACCCUCGUCGUCCAGAUCCCGGGCUGGAGCGGUCUGGCCAAUGCACGUGUCACGCUGUUCGGCGAUGUGCAUCCGCUGCCCGUUGAUGACCAGGCAAGGGCACAGCAGCUGUACCUUGCGAAGAACCUUCAUGGCCCGUCUCAUCAGUGGGGCAAUUUCAAUUUCUUUAGGAUGGAUUUAAUCAGCGACAUUUAUUUCGUUGGGGGGUUUGGCACCGUGGCUUGGGUAGACUACGCGGAGUAUGCUUCCGUCAGGCCGGAUAAGAUCGCCACGACGAAUGCGGAGGACACUCUGCAAUCGCUGAACAACAAGUUUUCACUUUACGUGAAGCAGCUGCUGAAAGUCGACCUGUGUCAGGAAAUUGACGAUGCGGCCAUAAUAUCAAUAGAUGGGAAAGGGAUUGAUAUAAGGGUGAGACAAGGGGCCAGAUUCAAUAUUCAGAGAAUGGCUUUCGAGACCCACGUGGACAGUCUCGACGAAGCCACGUGCGAAUUAGAUAGGAUAAUCCAUAGAGCUCUGCUUAUCAACCACCUCGAUGUAGAAUAUACUGAUGACGGAGAGCUCCUCGUCGUUCCUUCCUCCUCCUCCUCCUCCUCCUCCUGAUCAUGGUAAACAUCUUCAUUGCCAGGUGGCGACCGUGAAAGCCCAUGAUUCAUUCGAUAUGACGUCACGAAUGCCUCGGGCGAAGGAGCAUGCGAAGUCAAUCAUCAACGUGGAAGCAGGCGAAGGGGAUGGGAGUGGUGGUAGCGGGAGGGAGUUGAAAGGGUUUUCGAGGGGGUGAAAGCCGGGGAUGGCGGGGGCCGCUAACCAUAUCAUCUAUGCGCUUGACACAGUCGGUGAUGGUGGUGUGUAUGAUCUAUCCUCCUCUCGGGAUGUGUGUGGGUACGUGCGUGCAUGUGUGUGUGUGUGUGUGUGUGUGUGUGUG